AUGGCACAAGUAUGUGACAUAUCAUGGACCAAUACACCGCAUAGUGUGGACGAAAAUGCCAAUACUGGGACUGUUGUUAUCCCCAACACCGACGUUACUGGUAACUUUUACGAGGGACAAGCAAGCCCUUCAUAUGACAUCGAUCAUUUAGACCCCGGACCUGACGGGUUAUUUACCAUCGACGCAAACAACGGCGCGAUCAUGGUAGGGAGUGACAUAGAUUUCGAACUGGUUGGUCCGAUACAAACUGUCUACGUUCAGUGUUUACAAACAACAAGUAACAAUGAUGUGUACGCAGUUACAGUGUUGAUCACUGAUCAACCAGAAUCGCCCGUGUACAGAAAUCUACCUCAGGUCAAAACUAUACUAGAAGAUAUCGGCGGGUCGGUGUCGAUUUACAGAAUUCUGUACAGGGACGAUGACGCCGACACGCCCACAUUUACUAUUGAUAGCCAAUCACCGGCCACUCCUACUUUUACAAUAGUCAAUGGUGAUGAAGUGUGGACUCCCGCAGCAGGUUUGGAUUAUGAAAGUGGGGACACGAUAUUUACAAUAGAUAUAAGCGCUGAUGACGGCACUGCUGCUGCGGCUACGAUAGACACUCUCACUAUUCACUUGUCCGACGUCAUAGAUGAAAGCGUCCUUCAAUACCGCGGGAUAUACCGUGUUAACGAGGUCAACGAAUAUACGCCAAUGUUCACACCAUCAUUUCACUCCACAACGGUUUCAGAAAACAGACCCGCCAGUACAACUAUAGCGACACUAACAGUCUCUGACGAAGACACCACUGACACAUUAACAUUGACCAUCGAAAGCGGCGACGAUACGACAGCUAAGUUUGCUGUUUCCGGAAAUGACAUCAUUACAACUUCCGAUGCCUUGGAUUACGAAGACUCAGAAGCAAUUAGUAAAAAUCACGAGUAUCGUCUCAUGGUGUCGGCGGAAGACGGAGCCAGUCACAGAUCAACAGCUACAGUUAUAAUCGAGCUGCAAAACGAGAACGAGGCAACUCCAACAUUUACUACAUUUCCGUCUACUGCAAUCACGGUCUCCGAGAACGAGGCAUCUGGUUUCAUAGUUUUGGCUGCAAGUGACAUUGAUGCUAGUGAUACAGAUGAAGGAGCAUUGGGUCAGCUGACAUAUUCCAUUCAAUCAGUGACAAACGGUGGAGCGAAUAAGUUCUAUAUAGACCUGGAUACGGGCGAGAUCGUAACAGCUACCAGUUUUGACUACGAGGCAGAUACGUUCACAUCGUACGAUAUUACCGUCAAGGUACAAGACGGUGGUUCACCUAUACCAAGUAGUACUGCCAGUGUUUUGACUGUUGACAUCGGCGAUUACAAUGACAACGAACCCACGUUUGACGUACAUAUUUACACUGCAUAUAUUGAUGAGACUGCAGCAGUGAGUGACGUCGCUGUCACGCUCACCGUUACCGACGCUGACUCUGCGUCUACAUUAACUUACAGUUUUGUAAGUGGCAACGCUGAUGGUAAAUUUGAGUUCAAUCAAGCAAACCAUCAGAUUACAGUAAAGAAUGCCAUCGAUCUCGAUGUCGGAGCCGACGACCCAGAAGAGUAUAUACUCGUGGUUGAAGUAACGGAUGGUGGAUCUCCAGAACUCAGUGGAACAUCCACAGUCAUCAUUAUGGUUACAUCUAGUAACGACCAUGACCCAGUCUUCGAUGCCGCAAGCCCCACUGCAGCCACGGUUUCUGAGAAUACUUCACCAGGGACAUCUGUGGCUACGGUGAUUGCAAGUGAUGAUGACAGUGGCGUAGAUGGAAUUGUCAACUUUGCAAUUCAAGGUGGUGAUAUAAACGAUAAUUUCCAAAUCGAUUCGUCCAGUGGUCUUUUAGAAGUCAAAUCAGUUAUAGACUAUGAGGUCACUGGUUCACCCAUAACAUUGACUAUUAAAUUGUCUGAUGAAGGCAGCCCUACCCCGAGGACUGCUACAUCUGAUAUUAUAAUAACAGUGACAAAUGAAAAUGAUAAUGAGCCGACCUGUACGAAAAACAGUUAUAUUACUUCAAUUGGAGAACUAUCACUAGAUGGCGCUAGCGUUAUACAACUUGACUGUGAGGAUUUGGACAAUGAUGUACUAACUUACAUAAUAACGGCUGGUAACAUUGACGCUAACUUUGAAGUGAGUGCCACGGGACUGGUUACUUUGGUAACAGGACAUACAGUCGACUAUGAAUCUGCCGUCAAGUCUUACACACUCACAGUUGAGGUAGACGACGCGUCUACAACACUCGUUAUCACAGUUACUAUAAACGUUGACCCAGAAAAUGAUGAAAACUGCUAUUUUGACACUUCAUCUUGGUCAGAGGAUGUGAAUGAGAACGCAAAUACUGGUGAUGUCAUUGCCGACGCAUCAUCACAUGCUCACGAUAUCGAUGUUUCUCCGCAUGGCAUCGUGUCAUACUCGAUAAUAUCAGUAACUCCAAGCAGCGGCGAUACGGUAUUCUCUAUUAGCACAACAAGUGGUCAGAUUCAAUUGCUGGAAGCGCUGGAUUAUGAAACAGAUACUGGAUAUAUCAUCACCAUAGAAAUAGAAGAUGGUUCAGCGGCAACAGCCCAAGCAGAUUUACAAAUCAAUGUGAUCGAUAUCAAUGACAAUUAUCCUGUUUGUUCCUUGGAAAAUGUUGUAGUUGAGAUUGAUGAAGGGAUGUAUAACAUUGCUGUUGUCACCGGUGUAUUUUUAAACUGUACGGAUUAUGAUGACGGUGUUUUGGGAACAUUGUCCUACAGUCUCACCUCACAGGACCCUUGUUGUGAAUUCACCGAGGAUGGGGUUACAGGCGACGUUAAUUUACCAUCCGAUACAUUGGAUUUUGACGCUUCGUCCAGACGAUAUGAUUUAAUAUUGCAAGUAUCCGAUGGUGACGCUUCACCUAAAUCAAUAGAAAUACCAAUCACAGUUCUAGUCAAUCCGGUUGACGAGGGUCCUCCAGCAUUCGCUGGCCCGUUCAGCACAUCAGUAGCUGAAGAUGUCGAUAUUGGGACACUUAUUGAGCUGUGUACAGCAACGGACCCUGACUCGACAGACACCACAGACGGACAAAUAUCAUACUAUAUCACUGAUGGUGACCCAGACGCUCAUUUUGCCAUUGGAAGAUUAGAUGGUAAAGUGACAACAAUAGCAUUAUUAGAUAGAGAGGUCGUGUCGUCGUAUACAUUGGAGAUUACGGCAUAUGACGGAAAUGGUGGCACAGACACACAGACGCUGACUGUUACGGUGACUGACGUCAACGAUUAUAUCCCGUCUUGCAACGUUACAACGUUUUGGCUAGAGCUAGAGGAAGAUAUAUCCCCUGGCAUCGUCUACACAUUGUUCUGCGAAGAUUACGACCCGGCAGAUAGUACUCUGGCGUUUACGAUUACAGCUGGCGAUUCAACAACAUUCAACAUCAAUUCAAAUGGUGAACUAUCUUUACAAUCGCCGGGAUUGGACUAUGAUUACGGAAGAAGAUCUUAUGAUAUUGAAAUCACUGUAGAAGAUUCAGUUUCUAAUACGUUUGUAGUGCAUGGAAUAGUGUAUGUGUUGGCAGUCGAUGAUGGUCCACCUGUUUUUUCAGGUAGCUAUAGUGUUAAUGUGGCGGAAGACACUGCAGCCAGUACCACACUGAUUACUGUUGUGGCCAAUGAUCCGGAUGCCAAUGACACUGUACAUGGUGAAGUCACAUACUCUCUGGCAGCAUCAUGCAGCUGUCCGGAAUUCGCCAUCGACGCAGUCACCGGUGAAGUUAUUCUCUUGCAGACGUUGGACUUUGAAACAAGUCAGACCCACACGGUGGACAUUGAAGCAUACGAUCGUGACACAAUAGUCACUGCAUCGAUCAGUGUCACGGUGACAGAUGUAAAUGACAAUAACCCAGUUUUCGACCCCAGAAUGUAUAGUGUAUCAAUCGAUGAAGGACUUUCAGCAGGCGAAGCAGUAGUCACUGUUAUAGCAACCGAUGUUGAUUCCACCGUAGAUGACAACAACGUCAUACAGUUUUCCAUCACUGAUGGAAACACCGGCUCCCACUUUUCAAUAGACUCGUCAACAGGAGACAUCACCACUGCAGAUGUAUUGGAUUAUGAAGCUAUGCAGGUGUAUAAUCUUGAAGUAACUGCGACUGAUUUGAAUGGAGGAGCAGAUGGACUCACUGAUGUCUCGUAUGUAACAGUUGUUGUAAAUGCCGUAAAUGAAGCAACACCUGUUUUUCAAUCAACGCCUUACUCCGUUUCAGUUCCUGAAGUUAUAGCCACAGGCGAGUCAGUAUUUCAAGUUAAUGUGACUGAUGAUGACUUGCCCUCCCAUCCACAUGGUCAAGUGAAAUGUGAAAUUACAGCCGGAAAUAGUGAGGGACAUUUUUCAAUUGAUGGAGAGACCGGUAUCAUAUAUACAACUUCUUUACUAGACAGGGAAAAUAUAGCAUCAUAUACAUUGACUGUGACAGCAACAGACAGCACUAUAACACUCGGGGAUCAGCUGUCAUCAAGUGAAGAUGUUAUUAUCACAGUAGAAGAUGAAAACGAUAACAUACCCAAGUGUAAUCCAUCUGUUUACGCCACCAGUAUUCCAGAAAGCAUACCUGUUGGAACAACAGUCAUUGUGGUCACCACGGAAGAUCCAGACGAUGGUACAAAUGCGCAGAUAGAUUUGACCAAAUUGAGUGGUGACCCGAACAACGAUUUCUCACUUGUUGGAAAUGAAGUCUUAGUGGCAAGUGCAUUGGCUCAUCAUAUUACAGACACCUAUGAAAUCAUUAUAACUGCCACAGACCAAGGAACAACGUCCUUGUCUAGCGAGUGCUCGAUUAGUAUAGUUGUCCUUUCGGAAAAUAACUUUCCCCCAGAAUUUAGUACAGCCUUGGAUGCAGUAUCUGUAUCUGAGUACGAACCAUUGGAUACUGUCAUAUACACGGUUGUUGCAACGGAUGAUGAUGAGGGCCAGCAUGGAGAUUUGAGUUACUUCAUUACUGAUGGGAAUGAUGAGCAAGCAUUUAUGCUUGACGAGACAACGGGUGAUAUCAUAAUUGCCCUGAAUCUCGACCGUGAAAGGACUAGCAGUUACGCACUUGAAAUCACAGUUUUCGACAAUGGUGACAACGUGGAUGAUACAUUUAAUGAUACAAUGACUUUGAAUAUUGAAAUUACUGAUGAAAAUGAUAACUCACCAGCUUUCUCACAGAUGCAGUACGUUGCUGAUACUGAUGAAAAUAUUGCAGUUGGCACUAGCGUUACACAAGUUGUAGCUACAGACCGCGACAUUGGAACGAAUGAUGAUAUUGUUUAUAGUAUAAUAGCGGGUCUCGGACAAGGAUAUUUUUCAAUCCAGUCUGACACAGGAGUGAUAAAUACUGCAUCGGACAUUGAUGCUGAACUCAUGUCGCUGUACAGCUUUCAUAUACAAGCAGUAGAUGGUGGGUCUCCACAAAAAACUUCCUAUGCAGUUGUACAGAUCAUCAUUAAUGACUUGAAUGAUAACACACCUGUAUUUGUACCUGCAACAGUUGUAGCAAAUGUUUAUGAAGACAGUGCUGAGAACGACCAAGUGUAUACGAUGUACGCAAUGGACGACGAUGUGGACAGUGAUGGGGGCGACCCUUCCAAUCAGUUUCGUAUAAGUGAUACGACUGGCGAGCUGACUGUUUCAGGCAUUGGUCUGGAUCGCGAAACUGAUGACAGCUACAAUUUGAUCAUCGAAGCAGAGGAUGGGGGUGUACCGACAUUAACUGGCACAACUACUCUCACUGUUUCUAUUAUGGAUGUUAAUGAUAAUCCACCAGUUAUAGAUCAAGCCUCAUAUUCUGAGAGUAUACCAGAAGACAGUUAUAUUGGUUUGGUGGUCUGUGACGUUGACGCCACCGAUGAAGAUAUUGGGGCAAAUGCCAGACUAUCUUACUCAUUCUCGUCAGGAAAUGAGUUAGGUCACUUUGCCAUAGACACGGACACAGGAAUAAUAACUAUAGAUUCAGAAUUGGACCAUGAAGCAGUCGUUUCAUAUGUUUUGGCAGUCACUGUGAGUGAUAAUGGUACGCCGGUGAUGGCAGCAGAUGUAGAUGUUACUGUAAAUGUGAACGAUGUAAAUGACAAUAUACCAUUGUUUACAAUGGAAACAUACACGUUCAACGUACUGGAGAAUUCUGCGGCUGGCACACUUGUAAACACAAUAGUUGCCACUGAUCUUGAUGAAGCUGAAAAUGGCAGAAUCAUUUAUUCGAUUGUCAGUGGUGAAAACUUGAAUCAUUUUGCUAUAGAUUCAGAUUCCGGUGACAUUUUUGUUGCAGUGUCUGAUAUAGACAGAGAGAAUUUCGAUUACUAUUCACUAACAUGCAAAGCAACGGACAAUGGUGAUCUAUCUCUGUUCAGUGAGGCAACAGUUCUCAUCACUGUGCUUGACGAAAAUGACAAUUCCCCCGUAUUCACAUUAGACGUGUAUGAAACACAACUCACUGAGAACAGCCCUGUGGGUACUAGUGUAACUGUUAUCUCAGCGACUGAUAUCGACCAGGAUAUAAAUGCGGACAUACGGUAUUCGAUCCCAGCUUCUCAAAUAAUAGCCAAUGAGUAUUUUAAAGUUGAUUCAACUAGUGGUGAAAUCACUGUCAAAUUUCCAAUAGACAGCGAUACUAUCCCGUAUGUAGAAUUCACUGUAUAUGCUGAAGACAGUGGCGCACCAACAAUGCGAGGGACAGCAACGGUACUUGUAUAUACGAGAAACAUCAACGAUAAUAUUCCCAGGUUUGAUCCUGAAUAUUAUAGUACAGAGUUUUCUUAUUUGAAUACUCUUCACCAACCAAUCACUACGGUCAUGGCAACUGAUGGGGACCGCGGUCAACUAGUGUCGUAUCACGUGGUAGAUGAUGGAGCCGAUCUGUUUGAAAUAGACGAAAAUGAUGGCUACGUUUAUUUAAUUCAAAAUAAGGCGCCUGACGUUUACACAAAGUACGUCAUCACCGUUGAAGCACGAGAUGAUUGGACGCCCCAGUUAAGUUCUACUGUUAAUGCUAUAGUUAGAAUGGACACAUUCGAUCCCUAUCUACAACUGGUAGAUUUCUAUAUGUCGGUUACGGAGGACGAGUUUGAAGCUUCCAAAGAUGAAUUCUUGGAAAGACUGAAAAUAUUCGUGCAAGAUGAUUAUCCAACGGCUAGGUGUGGAGUCUCACAUAUCACAAGAAGGAAUCGUAACCCAUCUCAAUCAAGACGAAAGCUACUAGCUGAUGAGUAA
Messenger RNA from Saccoglossus kowalevskii, 7221 nucleotides. Its product is annotated as cadherin-23-like. NCBI's taxonomy places the organism in Eukaryota, Metazoa, Hemichordata, Enteropneusta, Harrimaniidae. Gene Ontology annotation, cellular component: plasma membrane. Gene Ontology annotation, biological process: homophilic cell-cell adhesion. Gene Ontology annotation, molecular function: calcium ion binding. The record is from RefSeq and is a predicted model, not a curated record.